Molecule: messenger RNA, 786 nt
Organism: Mycena indigotica
Lineage: Eukaryota; Fungi; Basidiomycota; Agaricomycetes; Agaricales; Mycenaceae
Product: UBIQUITIN-CONJUGAT-2 domain-containing protein
Exons: 4
Coding region: 1-786 (261 amino acids)
Biological process (GO): protein polyubiquitination
Cellular component (GO): nucleus
Molecular function (GO): ubiquitin conjugating enzyme activity
Source: RefSeq, a predicted model, not a curated record
AUGGCGCCUCUACCAGCAACGCUGAAGCGUAUUCACCGUGAAAUAGCCGAUGUACACAAGGAGGAUCUUGGGGCAAUAACGCUGACACCUUCCGACGAUCUGUUUGCGUGGCAUGGGUCGCUGCCUGGACCAGAAGGCAGUGUAUACGAGGGCGGAACCUUCAACUUCGCGGUUGAGUUGCCAAAAGACUAUCCAUUCUCCGCCCCGAAGGUUGUUCUUAAAACACGGAUCUACCACAUGAAUAUAAGCGACCAAGGCAACAUCUGUCUGGACAUCUUAAAACAUAACUGGUCGCCCGCCCUUUCGCUUUUCAAAGUCAUUCUAUCCCUGUCCUCUCUGUUGACGGACCCAAAUCCCAAGGAUCCGCUAGGUAUGGCCUAUUCGUUUUUGACCGACUUCCCAUUGAAUGCCCCAGUGCCCGCCAUUGCCACCCAAUUUCAACGCAAUCGGAAACUACACGACUCAACCGCGCGCCAAUGGACUGAUCUUUAUGCACGACCUAAAGUGUCCGCUCCUUCUCCAGUCGUGGCCCCACCACGUGCAUCGGCGCCGAUAAGACAAAGCAGGAUCACCCCGACGAACGCGGCUGCCAGCUCAUCUCAGACAAGUCCUAUAAUCAUUGACGAUUCGGAUGAGGAAACAAGUCGUUCCGCUGGGAAGAAGCGCAAACGAGACAAGGGUAGUACACUCGACGUUGAGGAGGAGCAGCGCACUGGGAUUAGGAGUAAGAAGCGCCCUGAACGCAGUGGUUCGAGACGACCCACCGAAGUCAUCGACAUUGAUUAG